CGCCUCGAUCGGGUCGGACCAGCUACAAGCUAGGAGGCGGUUAUGGUAGCUUUCGGGAAGAAGCUGCGAGAGCAGCGGGUUUCGGAAUGGAAAGACUACUACAUUUCUUACAAGAUGAUGAAGAAAAAGGUGAAGUACUAUUCGCAGCACGGUGAUUUCAAUACCAGGGAAGACCGACAGCGAGUUCUCAAGGAGUUUUCGUCCAUGCUUGAUCGUCAGAUCGAGAAGAUUGUUCUCUUCCUCAUCGUGAGGCAAGGAGACUUGGCUGAGAGGCUGAGAAAGCUGGGAGCCGAGAGAGAAAGGUGUGAGAAAGAGCAACCAGCGGAUUUGGAUUGGAGAGACAGGUUUCGCGACGCUUAUAAUGAUGUUGGAAAGGAUCUGCUCAAGCUGCUCUACUUUGUGGAAGUGAACGCCAUCGGCUUGAGAAAGAUUCUCAAGAAAUUUGAUAAGCACAUUGGGUACAGGCUGACGGAUUACUACGUCUCCAGCCGCUCCAAUCAUCCAUACUCGCAGCUGCAACAAGUUUUCAAACACGUGGGAAUCGGAGCAAUGGUUGGAGCUCUGACACGAAACCUUUCAGAGUUGGAGGAACAUAGAAAGUCUUUGACUUCCAUUUACGACUAUCCUGAUGUUCCAGCUCGAUUACCGAUUGUUGAGUCGAUAAAAGCAGCACAAGAAAGAUUGACAAAUUCCACGAACUUCCUUCAGUUCCUUGGACAGCAUGCAAUGCUCAUGAAAGAUGAGUUUCCUAGAGCUCCCGGUGAAGAGGACGUUCAGGAAGAGCAGUACCAUUUGUUGUCUCUUAUCCUCAACCUCGCGAACACAUUCUUGUACAUGGUGAACACGUACAUCAUCGUUCCAACGGCUGACAAGUAUGCCCUGAGCAUGGGUGCUGCGCCAACACUGUGCGGAGUUAUAAUCGGAGCAAUGGCUGUAGCUCAGCUGGUAUCCUCUGUGUAUUUCAGUGCAUGGUCGAACACCUCUUACUUUCGGCCUCUCAUAUUCAGUAGUGUGAUGCUCUUCAUGGGGAACUUGCUCUAUGCAGUUGCUUACGACUGCAAUUCGCUUAGUCUGUUGCUGGUUGGACGUCUUCUUUGUGGGCUGGGUUCUGCUAGAGCGGUAAACAGGCGGUAUAUCAGCGACUGCGUGCCUCUAAAAUCACGCCUGCAAGCUUCGGCAGGAUUUGUGAGUGCGAGUGCCUUGGGGAUGGCUGCAGGUCCAGCUCUAGCAGGAGUUCUGGAGUUCAACAAGAAGUUCGUGGGAAUGACGUUUAAUGCCAACACACUGCCUGGGUGGGCGAUGGCUAUCUGCUGGAUUCUCUACUUGGCGUGGUUAUGGGUUUCUUUCAAAGAACCUGCACGUCCAAUCGAGGUUGACGGAUCAACAAGCGGCGGGCAGUCGAGGCUGGCUAUUGAUAACGGUUUUGCCAAUGAAAAGCAUAAAGAACAAAGUGAUGCCGAGGAGGGAAUGCUGCAACCGCUGAAUUCUAGCUACGACUCCAGAGAGGAAACAGAAAUAGAGGACGAAAAUGAUGUGGAAGGAGAAAGAGAAGAGGAUGAAGUCUCUGAAGACAAUUCCAAGCAGCCAGCGAAUUCCAUCAGAGAAGCGUACAAUCUCCUCACACUCCCAGUCAAGGUGCAACUGCUCAUAUAUUUCAUGCUCAAGUACGCUGUGGAGGUUUUGAUAUCAGAAUCAAGUGUUGUCACGUCAUUCUACUUCCACUGGGACGUAAGAAACGUGGCCAUUUUCCUCGCCUUGCUGGGUCUUACGGUGUUGCCAGUGAACGCAGUCGUCGGGAGCUGCUUGAGCAACAUCUUCGAGGAUCGGCAAAUACUUCUAGCGGCGGAGAUACUCACCUGCGUGGGAGUGCUGGUCAGCUUCUCCGGGCCAUUCCGCUACACAAUUGUACAGUACAUCGCGGGAGCGGUGCUUAUUUUUGUCUCGGCCGAGGUCCUCGAAGGUGUGAACUUGUCGCUGCUGUCCAAGGUGAUGUCAUCGAGGCUCGCCCGAGGGACUUUUAACGGCGGGCUGCUGUCGACGGAGGCCGGGACACUGGCCCGUGUUAUUGCGGAUGGAACCAUAACUGUGGCGGGGUAUUUGCGAGAAGACAAGCUCCUCAAUGCAACGCUCUUCCCAACGUUUGUCAUCGGUAUCGUGUCUGUGGUAGCUACGCUCUUCACCUACAACUCCAUGUUUUGAGAAGUAAAAGCUCUCUCCCGGGAGGAGCGAGCGGGAGAUUUUUUUUUUUUUGUUGCAGUGAGCGUCACAAGAAAGAAAAGAAAAGAAAAACCAAGGAAAGAAAGUAUCCAAAAUGCCCAAGCGCGGAAUUUGCUACCAUACCAAAUUGGACAAAAAGAAGAAACGUUUGUAGAGAAACACUGGAAGAAUAGCGAAAGAGUUAGAAGCUUUCUUUUGUCAUGGUAAGUAUCACCUGGAAGACCAUUAAAGUUCCCACUCUUUC
Messenger RNA from Selaginella moellendorffii, 2461 nucleotides. Its product is annotated as SPX domain-containing membrane protein Os06g0129400. Gene Ontology annotation, cellular component: membrane. The coding region runs from base 43 to 2199 and encodes 718 amino acids. The record is from RefSeq and is a predicted model, not a curated record. Gene Ontology annotation, molecular function: transmembrane transporter activity. NCBI's taxonomy places the organism in Eukaryota, Viridiplantae, Streptophyta, Lycopodiopsida, Selaginellales, Selaginellaceae. Gene Ontology annotation, biological process: transmembrane transport. The transcript has 12 exons.